CUUGCCCAUCACUAGUAUUAACAAACACAAGCAGCAGUUUUUUUUAGAUAGCGCAUCGCCUUUAAUUAUUAGCUAAAUAAGUUUCUUUUUAACUUUAAGCUUUCAACGCCGUGUAACAAAUCCAGUUUACUAAUGUCCAUAACCCUACUGCGAGGUGGCAAGCAAAAGACAAGCAACUGUGUAGGAAUGACCGUAAUGGCCAAAACUACGUUUGAAGAAAUAUGCGAGAAUGCCAAAUUAGCCAGGGACAUGGCGCUGACGGGUAACUAUGACUCGGCCUGCAUCUACUACGAGGGAUUGCAGGGAUUGCUGGCACGCCAGCUCAAGGCCACAGCGGAUCCCAUGCGGAAGGGCAAGUGGAGCAUGAUCAACCAGCAGAUCAGCCAGGAGCAUGCCAAAGUCAAGGCCAUACAACGCACACUGCAGGACAUAUCACUGGAUUUGCAGAGCACCAAAUUUGCCCACAAGCUGCGACACCAGCUAAGCGAUGAGGGCAAUGUGAGCAAAGAUCCCGCCGCCUGGUUCAAGCCCGAUCCAGAUAUUUGGACACCACCACCCAAGGAUCCAGAUGUCUGGGGUCCGCCCAAGCCCCCACCCUCGUCCUCGACCAGCACCACACAGGUUGUGGGCCGGCGAGCCGCUGCCAACAGUCGACGCACCACCAGCACCGCUCCGCAGAGCAACCGUCCCAGCACAAUCCCACAGAGCACGAACCGAAACGGCCCGAGCACGGCGCGCAAUGCCCGCAACUCGUCCGCCGCCGCCUCCACAUCGAACAGUGCACGUGCCUCCAAUGGCCGGGCGGGGGGGCGCAAACUUUCCACCUCAAACAACGAUCGCAAUGCCAACAACAACGACAGCAAGGAUGAGGACUCCGUGGCAGCCAGCAAUGGCGGCGGACCGGGCGACGGUGAAGGCGGUGACUCGCAGGCGGGCGAAGAGGAGCGCAAGUUCCAGCCAAACAAUCACAUCGAAGCCGAGCUGGUCGACAUUCUUGAGCGUGAUAUACUGCAAAGGGAUCCCAAGGUGCGAUGGAGCGACAUUGCAGAUCUGCAAGAUGCCAAGCGGCUGCUGGAGGAGGCUGUGGUAUUGCCCAUGCUGAUGCCAGACUAUUUCAAGGGCAUUCGACGGCCAUGGAAGGGUGUGCUGAUGGUCGGACCACCGGGCACGGGAAAAACGAUGCUGGCCAAGGCAGUGGCCACCGAAUGCGGAACAACCUUUUUCAAUGUCAGCUCUGCCACGCUCACCUCCAAGUAUCGCGGCGAAUCGGAGAAGAUGGUGCGACUACUGUUCGAAAUGGCGCGCUUCUAUGCGCCCAGCACGAUCUUCAUCGAUGAGAUUGACUCGCUGUGCUCGCGCAGGGGGUCGGAAACGGAGCACGAGGCCUCGCGACGCGUCAAAUCGGAGCUGCUGGUGCAGAUGGACGGCGUGGGCGGUGGCGAGGAGCAGGCCAAAGUUGUUAUGGUGCUGGCAGCCACCAAUUUUCCCUGGGACAUUGAUGAGGCGCUGCGCAGGCGGCUUGAGAAGCGCAUUUACAUACCACUGCCGUCGGAUGAGGGGCGCGAGGCGCUGCUCAAGAUCAAUCUGCGCGAGGUGAAAGUGGACGAUACGGUGGAUCUCACCUACGUGGCCAACGAGCUAAAGGGCUACUCCGGAGCGGACAUUACCAAUGUUUGCAGGGAGGCCAGCAUGAUGUCCAUGCGGCGGAAGAUUGCUGGCCUGACGCCCGAGCAGAUCAGGCAGCUGGCCACCGAAGAGGUGGACCUGCCCGUGUCCAACAAGGACUUCAACGAGGCCAUGAGUCGCUGCAACAAGAGCGUGUCCAGAGCGGAUCUAGAUAAGUACGAGAAGUGGAUGAAGGAGUUUGGCUCAUCAUGAUGGCGUUACCGUUACCAUUACCAUUACCCUCACCCUCCCCCUGCCUCGUUACAAUUUGUGGCAAUUGUACGAAUAUAUUUUUGAAUACCCUAACAAUAGGCGCUUAAGUUAUUAAGCUUUUAAAAAGAGAUCCUAACCGAACCGAACCGUACCGAUCCGAUCCGCCCGGAGGAAUAGUUGAACAUAUUUUAUAUAUAACAUUUUGCAUAUACACACAUACGAUAUGAACUAAAUAUUUACAUAUAUAUAUACACAUACGAUGGAAACGGCAGCCGUUGGAAUUACAAAACAAAAGACUAAUCGUUCUCUAAGAGGAAAAACCCAAUGAAACGAAAUGCAAAUCUGAAAUUGAAACGAAUUGAAAUCGAAAGAUAGGCAAUAUGUUUAUACUAUAUAUACACACACACACAUACACCCACUCUAUAGAUAGAUAGAGAUAACAACCCACGCAACAAUCACACACAACAAGCACCACACAAUCCUCCUUCCUUCCUAUACUUAUAGUUUACCCAAUCAGCACUCUAUGCUCUAUAUAUAUACACACGAUAAGGAAUCGCUUUAAACGCCGCCUAGCCUUGGGCCCCCCCACCCCCAUCCAUCAUGCUCCAUAAAUUGUUUUUAUCCAAAAAGUUGUAUUUUUAACAAGCAAAGAAAAGCAAACGUAACGUAUCGUUCACUGUCUAACAUUUAAUAUUAACUUUCGCUUAAUUUAUACAUUACAUUACAUUACAUACUAUACAUAUAUCAUAGUUUAGUGCAGUGCAGGCAGAUCAUGGCAGAUGUCAGAUCAGAUCUAUAGAGCAACUCAAAAAAUGUAAUUUAAUUUAAUUAAACACAAACAAAACAAAACAAACGUUCCCAUUGUCCAUUUGUCGAUUCGUCAGCGGAAGAACCUGAAGCAAUAUGUACUUAAAGUGAAGAUUCUAUUCUGAAAUUUUAAACAAUAAACACCAGUUUUUAACUCGA
Molecule: messenger RNA, 2844 nt
Organism: Drosophila obscura
Lineage: Eukaryota; Metazoa; Arthropoda; Insecta; Diptera; Drosophilidae
Gene: Kat60
Product: katanin p60 ATPase-containing subunit A-like 1
Exons: 6
Coding region: 133-1878 (581 amino acids)
Biological process (GO): microtubule severing
Cellular component (GO): microtubule cytoskeleton
Molecular function (GO): microtubule severing ATPase activity; ATP binding; ATP hydrolysis activity
Source: RefSeq, a predicted model, not a curated record